AUGCCCGCUGGCCCUCCGCCCUACAGAGACCUCUGCACGUACGUCCGUCUCGACUUCAAAAAUCGCAACCUGGAAAUUCCCUUCGCGCGACCAUACAGCCUGAAUAAAGCGCCCUCUAUCUACCAUGAAGAGAUGAAAUAUCAGAUUGAAAAGACUCGCCCGGCGCUUGGCCCUGACCAGACCUUAAUUUCGAUCGGCAAAGACGACGCGGCAAAGUAUGGUACGGUUGACGGCCAGUCCGAGGAGUUGAAGGGCUUGUACCUCCACCCCUACCUGAGAGGGACUCCAACCUACAGCGCCGACAUUCGAGGUAAAAGUGACGACUCUGACUUUUUCAAAAGCAAUGAUGCGCAGACCCAGAAAUGCAAGAAGAUGAUGGAGUCGUGGCUGGCUGCUGGUGACAAGGUACCAGCAACGAAGGAACAAGAAGCAAAUAUCCAGAAAAUGAAAGACUUUGCGAGCAAGAACGGCUUGACGAGAACUCACGACCAUGCCCGAUUAGAUUUUGCGGACAUCAAAGGCGACCCCGCCAAAAAGAGCGAAUUCGAGCAUAUCAUCGACGCGAUCAGGGACAAUAUAAGCUUCGAUCUUCACGUACAGCCCUUGAUGUAG
Messenger RNA from Penicillium maclennaniae, 612 nucleotides. RefSeq lists its product as uncharacterized. Bases 1 to 612 code for a protein of 203 amino acids. Lineage: Eukaryota; Fungi; Ascomycota; Eurotiomycetes; Eurotiales; Aspergillaceae. The transcript has 2 exons. The record is from RefSeq and is a predicted model, not a curated record.